AUGUUUGGUGGUUCGAAGGGAACUAAUACAGGAUUUACCUUUGGAUCAACAUCAACUACAACAAAUGGAACAACAGCAGGUACACAAGGAGCAGCGAAACCUUUAUUUUCUUUUGGAAAUACUACGACAUCUUCUGCUAUCACAACUACUACACAAUCCUCUGGUUUUUCCUUUGGCAACACAUCUAAACCACUGUUAUUUGGUGGAACUGCUGCAAGUGGUGGAACUGCUACAAGUGUAGCUUCUAAUACUGGUGCCACAACUGGAUUUAGUUUUGGAUCCGCAACCAAUAAAGGAACAGGAAGUAUUUUUGGCAGCACGUUUGGUUCACCUUCGACAACUGCGAAUGGUGGUUUUACGUUUGGUGCUAAACCAGCCGCUGGUUCUGGUGGUUUAUUUGGCACCUCCACAACCACAUCAUCAUUGGCAGCAGCAACAACAACAACAGCAACGGCUCCUGCAAAUACGACUGCAUCAAUCUUCUCUUCAUCGCUUGGUGUUGGUGCAAAACCAUCUUCAUUGUUCGCUAAUCUCACUUCACCAACGGUAACGGCAACACCAGCCACCACUACAAAUGCUCAACUCGGUGGAGGUCUUUUGUUUGGAACUGUACCAACAACUGCAACAAACACCGGUUCAGUUGGUACAACAACCAGUAUGGCUCCAUUUUCCUUCGGCACUCCAACUUCUAGUAGCCAACCUUCUGGUUCUUUAUUUGGACUUGCAACAGUGCAGCCAGCUGUGUCUGCUACUCCAACUAUUGGUGCUUCGACGAGUAGCCUCUUUGGUCAAAAAUCGACUUCAGGAGGUUUAUUUGGUCAAGUUGCUGCUACUACACCUAGCACUAUUCCAACAACUGGAUCUCUCUUUAGUACUUCGACUAUAGCGAAAUCAACAUUUGCAUCACCUUCGGCAAUUGGUACUGCUGCAACUCCUGCUACUACUACUACUGUUGCGGCACCUGCCUUAUCCUUUGGUUUCAACACUGCGGCUCCGACGACUGGAACCGCAGCACCAUCUUUAUUCGGUUCUGCUGUUUCUUCAUUAACUUCGACUAGUACUGCACCUACUGUUGCAUUUCAGUCUACUGCUUCCAUGGCAGCUCCUCAAUUUGCUGGAUUAUUUGGAACGAAAACUGCGUCAGUUACCACAUCUGCGACUGGUACUACGUCGAUGUCUGAAUUGAGUGGUACAGCAGCACCAUCAUUAACUACUACAACUAGCAGUGCAGUGCUCUCUUUUGGUAGUACAGGAACAACGCCCGCUUCCCUUAAUCCAGCUGCUACUUCUGCAUUUACUUUUGGUUCUUCAGCUCUCACACCAGCAUCGAGUGCGCUACAACCAUUACAACCAGUAGUGAGCAUGACUUCAGCUGCUUCGACACUGCCAUUAUUUCAAGCUACACCUGCAACUGCUCUUCCUACUGUACCAACAAAUGGAUUUGCCUUUGGGCAAUUAGCAACAACAACAACAACAACAACAACAACAACAACAGCAGCAGCAGCAGCAGCAGCGGUAACAACAACGAUGGUAACUACUGCUUCAUUACCAAUUAUAACAUCUUUUUUACAAUCUACCACAACUACUUCCGCUGUAUCUACUACAAAUACAGUGACUUCGGCUGGUUCAGCACUCCCAUCAUUAUUAUAUCCUUCGAGAACAACUGCUUUACCAUCAACUGCUUCAAUUACAACUACUACUUCAACAAUAACUUCAAGUGCUUUAGCUAGUAUUGUUCCUGCUGCUCCCACUAUCACACCUGAUAAACCGAUCUCAUUUGCACAACUGGAGCAGCUUAUAAAUCGUUUAGCACUUGAUGUCGAAACACAACAGCGUGUUUUUAUGUCCCAAGUACUUGAAUUGAAUGCAUUUGAUCGAGUUUUGCGAGGAAAUCAGCAAAAGGUUCUUGAUAUAAGCGAAGAGAUCAAGCAACUGGAAGAGGAGAAGGAUCGAUUUUUGCAUACUGUGGAUUUUAUUUCUCAACAGCAAGCUGAACUUGAGGCUUUAGUUGUUGAUUUGGAAAAGGCAUUGGGUCUUAGUGAUUGGACAGAAAUGACGCCAAUAGGACUACCAGAUCCAGGUGUAGCUACUCAUGCUGAUAUGCAACGACAGGCUAUGUUGCAACUACAGCUACGAAUUGAUGCACAGCUGAAACAAGCAGAUGAUGACAUCACUGACAUCAUCGAACAGGUUAAAGAACUACAGAGAAGUGCUGUGGGUCUCGAUGAUGAGGCUGAAUCGGCGGAACAGAUUGCGCAGAUUCUUAGACGUCAACUGGAUGCUCUGCAAUGGAUUGAUGAACAAAGCUGUGACUUAAAAAAGAAAGUGGCAAAAUUAUCGGAAGGAUUAUCGAUGAAAUAA
Molecule: messenger RNA, 2361 nt
Organism: Brugia malayi
Lineage: Eukaryota; Metazoa; Nematoda; Chromadorea; Rhabditida; Onchocercidae
Gene: Bma-npp-11
Product: Nsp1-like C-terminal region family protein
Exons: 16
Coding region: 1-2361 (786 amino acids)
Biological process (GO): protein import into nucleus; RNA export from nucleus
Cellular component (GO): nuclear pore central transport channel; nuclear pore
Molecular function (GO): phospholipid binding; structural constituent of nuclear pore
Source: RefSeq, a predicted model, not a curated record